Gaeumannomyces tritici R3-111a-1 is the source of this 3209-nucleotide messenger RNA. RefSeq lists its product as hypothetical. The record is from RefSeq and is a predicted model, not a curated record. The transcript has 2 exons. Gene Ontology annotation, biological process: mitotic G2 DNA damage checkpoint signaling; DNA replication initiation; mitotic DNA replication checkpoint signaling. NCBI's taxonomy places the organism in Eukaryota, Fungi, Ascomycota, Sordariomycetes, Magnaporthales, Magnaporthaceae. The coding region runs from base 188 to 2965 and encodes 925 amino acids.
ACGCGAUGGUGGAUUGACAAGACGCGCUUGAGCUCAGCGCCGCGUUUUGCAGCCAGCUCCUGAUCCCGACGGCGCAGAGGCGGGGCGGAGAAUUGCUGCAGUACCUAUUUUGGAACAUCGCUUGCUGCUAUUUUGAAUCUUUUGCUGCGCACCUUUCUCCCUGCUUUGCUUCUUGGCCUGCUUCUCAAUGGCGUCGACGCCCAUUUCCUCGGACCUCGACGACACGGCAUUCGAUCCUGCCCACCCGUUCCAUGGUAUCGUGGUAUGCUGCACGAGCAUUGCGCCGGAACAACGGUCCGAUCUUGCCGCCAAAACCCACGAGCUCGGUGGGUCUCACAAGUACGAUCUUACGCCCGAUGUCACGCACCUUAUCGUUGGCGAGUACGACACCCCGAAAUACCGCCAUGUCGCCAAGGAGCGACCCGAUAUCAUGCCAAUGGCCGCCGGCUGGAUCCAGGCCGUGAGGGAUCUGUGGACCAAGGAUGCCCCAAUCAAAUUCAAGGAGCUCGAGAAGGCCUGGCGUCUCAAGACGUUCGAGACGGAUGGGAACCUACACAGCUCGUCUGUGGCAUCCAUCAACGACCGUGGGAGGCUGUUGAUAUGUUUGACUGGGUUCGACGACGCCCAAGAGCGCCAGGAGAUAACCGAGACGGUGACAGCCAAUGGAGGGGAGUACACAGGAGACCUGACACGUAAGGUCACGCAUCUUGUCGUCAACCGCCCCGAGGGUAGGAAGUACGCGGCCGCAAAGACAUGGGGCAUCCACACCGUGUCCAUCGAAUGGAUCCGCGAUAGCGUCGAGCGCGGUAUGAUCUUGGAUGAGCUGCGGUACGAUCCUCUGCUGCCCCCUCGGGAGCGCGGAGUAGGCGCCUGGAACCGGCUUCAGGCCAAGCGGGCCGCGCUUGGGAAACGGCCGCGGGAGGGGUCUAGUGCGGCGGGCGCGGCUGAUGCGGCCGACGACCGGAAGAGAAAGCUGCGGCGGACGGCAAGCCAAAAGCUAGCCACCCAGCGCGCCGGUUUGUGGGGGGACAUUCUAGGGGAACAGCAGGGCCAACAGCAGGCCCCCACGGCCGAGCCGGCUGGCCAGCCCAAGAGGGAGAGCAGUGCAGACGCUGCCAGCAGUAGGUCUGUAUCUCGUCAGGGAUCCACGGUAGCCAAUCAACCCCCUGGUGGUAAAAACCCCCCUUCGACGGCGGCUGGUCAAGCCACCCAUGCCACACAGGAGGCACCUAAGGCACCUGAGCCCAGCCGAUUGAAUCUCGCUGCCGACAGCCCCGCGUUCCAUUCGUGCGUCUUCCAUAUACAUGGAUUUAGCUCGCGCCAUGCCGAGAUCCUCGUCAACACUGUUCUCUCCCUGGGCGGCCAGACUGUCUCGACCCUUGACGAGCUUGCGGCUGCGCAGGCUGUCGGCCCGUCCGCACACGGGAUCCUCAUCGUUCCACAAGAAUCGCAGCCCGAGACACACCCACAACUUCCUACCGGCGUCGAGAUGGUGACUGAAUUCUUCAUUGAGCAGUGCAUGCACAAGCGGCGGUUUUGCCCCCCAAGUGAGCACGUCAUUGGCCGCCCGUUCCCGCGCUUCCCCAUCGUGGGAUUCGAGACGCUCGGCAUCUCCACCUCGGGCUUCACGGGCCCAGACUUGAACCAAGUGGACAAGGCCAUCCGGCAGCUGGGUGCGCGGUACGACGAGCGCUUCACGCCCAAAGCCUCGCUCCUAGUUUGCACGUCGGUAGAGGCGAUCCGGAAGCAGAAGCUCGAGAUGGCGCUAGCUUGGAAGGUGCCUGUCGUCAAGGCCGAAUGGCUGUGGGAGUGCAUAUCGACCGGCUUCAAGGUGCCUUUCAGAGACUUUUUGUUCCCGGAGCUCAAGCAGAGCCUGACACCCCCAGAGACCCAAGUGGCCACGUCCGGCACAGGUCUCAGUAGAGAAAGGCUCUCUGAGCGGCUGUCUAGAGAGGAAAUGAUGUCUGCACCUGCACCUGCGUCUGUAUCUACUUCAUCGGAUUUGAGACGGCGGCAGGGACAGAAGGCCACGAUCAACCCCAUCGACACGAGCGCAUUCGAUAACGAAGGCAUCGAGGCCGCCGGACCAGGACCGAGGACUACGUUGCCGGCGAGAACGGCAAAAGCGAAAGACUCUGUGCAAACGACAACUCCCGGCACGGUAACGACGAGACAGGAUCAACAAGAUAGCGACUCCGGCGCAGUAACAGCCGCGAGGAGCCGAGAUAACUCUGCGCCUCUAUCCCAGGUGGGCUCGAACGCGCUGAACAAAUCGACUUCGCCAAAAACGCACGACGAACAACCACUGGCCCCCGACGAGCCCUCAAAACCCUCGACAACAGCUCCCGCGCGCAAGGGGCUUGGCAGGAUACUGAGCGAGGUGGCAGACUCUGAAGCCCCGGACUCGUCGAGGGAACAGACGCCCGAGGUCGAGUCGGAGCCGCAGCGGGCAGAAAGUCGCAAGCCGCGGGAUGCACGUCCGCUCAAGCCCGACGUCCAACAUUCCAUGUCGAACCAGCUGGCAAGCUUGCUUGACGGCACCGCCACGACGACCGGGCUCGGCGCCGAGGGCGACGGCGGCAGCAGCAGCGGCAACGCGCGACGGCGGAAGCGCGGCAUCUUCGGGCGCGCCGUCUCCAACGUCUCGGCCGGGUCGGACGGCAGCGGGUCGGUCCACGGCGGGCUUGGCAGCGGGCCGCGCGACUCGCUCGUCCCCGUGGUCCGGGAGGACGACGAGGACGACAAGGAGGCCGAGCGGCCGCCGCCGUCGACGGAGCUGGUCUAUGACGCGCCGCAGUCCGAGUACUUUAGGGCUCUGUUGAGGACCGGCGGCGCGUCCGGGACGGUGAGCGACGGCGGCGACGGCGAGAAGCUGACGCUCAAGGACCUGCAGCAGCAUCAGCAGGCCGCGGCAGCGAUGGGGACCAGGGGUGCUAGUUCUUCAAGGAGGUUGCGGCACAGAUAAGGGAGGGGGGCAUGUUUUCUCGCUUCUUAUUUCGGAUACCUCGAGCGGGCGAUAUUUUCACAUGAAAGGGAUAUGGAGUUUUGGGCAGCAUUUUCACACACCGGCAGCAUGUUUGGAUCUUGUGUGUCGUAAUAAACCGUUGGGAUAUGUGCUUAGUGCCGCAAAGGCGUUUGUUCAUGUUAGAAGGCAUGGGAUAGGAAAUAAGAGUCCUUGUAUUUGUCUACAGAAUGAGAUUGUUGUCAAC